Somion occarium is the source of this 2124-nucleotide messenger RNA. The record is from the annotation of a GenBank genome assembly. NCBI's taxonomy places the organism in Eukaryota, Fungi, Basidiomycota, Agaricomycetes, Polyporales, Cerrenaceae.
GCCGAGCGGUCUAAGGCGCCAGACUAAGGUCUUCAUCUGGCUCGACAAUCUGGUCCGAAAGGGCGUGGGUUCGAAUCCCACUCUCGUCAAACUUUUCUCCUAUGGCUCGAGGUUACUUUCGUGCUGAUCGAGACGAUCGUCGAUCACGCUUCCGCUUUUUUAGCUUUCCUCCUUAUUGACCUUGCACAUGGACAUUUCUGCCAUUUGGCUCCUCAUUUCACAUAAUGCAUGAUAGGGUGUCUCAAUGGCAUUCAAUUCGACCAUGGAAACCUACGCUGUCACUGUCUGUUCGCGAAAUAACGUCUGUCUCAGCAACGUUCAUUCUAUCGUCUCCUUUGGCAGCUUCAGAUGUGACAACAAUAGAUGCUCUUCAUGGAGAUACCGCUCCUGAUGACCACAAUGAGUUUGCACCUAAUGGAUCUGUCCCGGAGGGCAACCGACCAACACAAAUCAUCUCAGAGGUCUUGUCAAAAGGUCUCAGUAUCAAAGUUAAUGGAACGCCUUGGCAGAGAGUUUUGAUGAAGAUCGACGACGCAACCGACGAGGCUGUUAUCAUCCUCUUUGGUCUAAUGCCAUCUAGGCAGUACGAUAUUGAGCUUGGCGUCGUUCCAGGCGAAAGUACCCUCCGAGGACAAUUCACUACUGACUCACCUCAACCUGGUAUUGAAUCUGGUAUUGGAAAGAACGUAAUACCGGGCGAUAUGCCUUCUCCAGAACCAUCAACCCAAUCUCUGUCUACUUCGUCCAAUGCCUCGCACCAUUCAGCGCCGGGCACAUCCUCUCCGUUGGCUUCAACUAAUUCUCAUGCUCCAAGUCAUGCGCCGACCCCACCUCCUACGUUCUCACUGGAGGACCGUCCAGUGCAGCUCACGCAUGCCCUCAACCUUCUAAAUGCUGAGCAUGCUACUCUGACUGCAUCGUUGAAGACUGCUCGACGUGAAGCACAAAAGGCUGAUGCUGCUCUUCGUUCUGAAAUCGACACGCUCAAACGAGCUUCGGAGAAGUACGUUCAACAGGAAACUCGGGCUAGACAGAAGGUCCUAGCAUUGCAAGAAGCCGUUCGUCAGACUGUGGCUGCGACCGAUGAGAUCAAGGCUAUGAUCAAAGAUGUUGAGGACAUGCUUCCGGAGCUCGAGCGGAGACGGAAGAAAGUGGAAGGAGAGUGGAAGGAGGUCAACAAGCAGGCGAAGUCUGUCCGGCAGAGGAGGAUAGAUGCUGAGGGAAAAGAGAAACGCAAGAUUGAGGGUCUCCAAGUUGAAAUGGCAGGUCUAGGGAACAAGAUGGAGAGGCUGCAUCUUCGACGGGAGAAGUUGGAGGGUGGGGGCAGUGUCAUCGGUGAGUUGGAGGCAAAGUUGAGGAAGCUGGAGGAACAACGGACAAGGAUUGACAACGAUCCAUUUGGUUAUGAAUACGACGAUGAACAGAUUGAUGAUACUAGAGAAAUGCUACCUAGGGAAGAUUCGGAUGGCCACAGGGACGAUUCUCCUUCGGACCACCCAUCUAAUCAGUACAGCUCUAGUCAUGCAGGUCACGGUCAUGGCAGGUCGUAUCACCAUAACCACCCUCACCAUCCUCGUAAACGACAUUCUCAUCCGGUUCACCCUAAACACCCACAACCCAUCCAACGGCCUCCACAUAACACUCGUUUUUCUCUGCCUGCAGGACCUGGUGUUAUCCACCUCAAUCCCGCUAACUCAUUUCAGCCUCCUCAUCACAAGCAGCCUCAGGUCUCCUCCUUGUCAGGACAGACACACGCGGCAUCGAAUUUGUCAAGUCGCGCACCACCAUUUGAGCCCAUAGGGAUCGUCCGACGCCAGGAACCCGCAUGUAUCAAUGAUAGCGGUAUUAAGAGCGAUGUCGAUUUUGUUGGUGGACCUGGAUUGAUUCUGGUACCGCAAAAGCAUCGUGGUGCAAAUGCUGCACCAGGGAGGAGGAAGUAGUUUCCGGACGGUUUUCAUUUUGCUUUCCGCAUCUUGUUCGUCAUGUAUCAAAUAGAUAUCACUUGUGUGUAGCAUACCAAUCCUUCCUUUUCUCGCUAUCGUAGAAUUCGAUCUAAAUAUUAGUAUCAAGUCUAUGCAGCUUCCUUGCCAGAUCUGGCCGCCCACCCAGAUCUAAACAUUCUCG